This is a messenger RNA of Lachancea nothofagi CBS 11611, 2853 nucleotides long. The record is from the annotation of a GenBank genome assembly. NCBI's taxonomy places the organism in Eukaryota, Fungi, Ascomycota, Saccharomycetes, Saccharomycetales, Saccharomycetaceae.
AUGCUUGCCACGGAGUUUAGCCAAGAAGAGCUCGUAUUCCAGCUGGCAAAUAUCGGCGGGUUUACCGCACCCGUCAAGACAGCUACAUCGUCUGAUACAGCGACGCCAGGCUCUUCGAGGUCCAGAAAAUGGGGUGGAAAGUUUCAAAAAAUAUCUAGGUCGAAAAACCAACAGCUGAGCCCUAGCUAUUCCACAGGUCAGAAAAUACCAGAUGCAGGCCCUCCAAGCGUCGAUCGCUCCUGGGUAUCGACCGCCCACUCAACGCCUCGUAGUCUAUCUCUUAGCCUACUAGAAGUACCAUUCCGAUCAACUUCCAUUCCAGGAAUGGAAACAAGACUAAAUAAGCCGGUUUUGCCGAGAAGCACCUCAUCCUAUGACAACCAACAAAUAGCUACCUCGGUUAUUUCCCCUCCUCAAUGUAGCGCCAAAAAUACUCCGCCCCGAGUUAAGCCAUUUGACCAUCCAAUUUACACCACCAACAAGAAAUCAUACGUAUAUGAGCCGUGCUCCCUGUGCUUAGAGUUCAUCUCUUGUCGGGCAUCAGGCGAAAAAGUUGUGUCACUAGAUUGUGGUCACCUAGUGCAUGAAGAGUGCCUUAUGGCCUAUUUUGAGAUUCCAACCGCCCGAGAUAUCGACAACAUGUUCCCCAUUUGUCAAAAAUGUGAUAACGGAGUCCGUUGUGUACCUUCAGAGCUGGAGCUUCGAGACAAAUGCAUUUCACAAGCUUUGAUAAAAGGAAGUCCAAAAACAAGGAAAUUUCGAGAUGUUGGAUUCAAAGCAGAAGUCCAUAUUCAAGAACAAUUCGGUGAGCCCUUGAAUUCAUCGCCGAGUGGUCUCAGAAAGUAUCAAUUUGGAGCCACAAGAAGUACUUCUGACUCUAAAAAAAACGUCAAAGAACUAUCGCUACGGCUCUCUGCAUUCUCUAGCAAGAACUCCAUCGCCACCACUGCUAGAGGCAGUAUCAUGUCCGGAAUUUCCUCAAUUGUCUCUUCGGUAUCGAAUCAGUCACCAGGUCAAGUCCUUGAGGAUUCUCAAAAUUCAAUGUGCGAAAUUUCUCGAAGCUUGCCCCUAACAGUCCUUCGAUCGUAUUAUUCUCAACUUCUUUUGGACAAUUUUCCACAAAGCUUGCGAGGUUGGGAAUUGGAUUCAAAGUUCGGCCCCUUGAGAAUCGUUGAUAGGCUCAUGUUUUCUGAGGACGGAAAGACCUAUCAAGAUGCAUGCUGCUAUCUCUUUACCGAUGCUUUGCUGAUAGCUUUGGUAUCGCCCACCUUUGACCCAAAAUUGCCUACUGGAAUGAGAUUCGACAGAUUCUUAGUGCACCAUCCGUUAUCUCACACGAGCGUUGAUUCUCUCAAUUCUUCAGUUCUAAAAUGUACAAUAUUAAGUGCUAUGAAGAAUAGUAAGAUAAUGCAAGGCUCUACAUUUUACUUGACUGAAGCUUUGGACUCUGAUAAAAGCCAGGUAGUCGAAAAAUGGAUUUCAGCACUACUCAAUAAGGAGAUGGUUUUUAAGAGCUCCAACUUCUCUUCCACACUGCGAACUCCACCAGUAGUCACGCAUUCAUUGUCUUCGCGACUCACAGUGAUAAGAGCCGACACGAAAACUGUUAAUGUGGACUUCACUGAGGAUAUAGAAGAUGCGGAUAUUAUAGUACGCAACAGUGUCGCGGCGAGAGAUGACAAAUCUCGGAGGACGACUAUAACAUCUAUUCUUUCGCUAAAACGGGAUCGGCCCAAAAGUCUUGCUGUGGUCUUGCAAAUAGAUCCAGGCCGCAUGAGAGACAGCGAGUUCACAGCUCUAAUUAAUAGUUUGAGGGCUCUUGUGACUAAAAUGAAGGAUACCAAACUUUGUCUCGUUGAUCCUGACGGUGGGAUCAUUAGCCAAGGUCUUGCGCAGGAACAAAUCAUAAAGCUUCAAAAUUUGAAGCGUAAUCCACUUGCUUCUUCUCGCCCAAGCUUCACAUCCCAACACUUCAAGGAUGAGUGUUGCUCAGACAUGAAUGAAAAAACCGGAAUUGUCGUCUUUUCCAAUACGUCCGUUGAGCUAGGCAAAUCUUGUCUUUUUAUGAACUAUAGUCCAUUUGCCAGCCCUAACAGAAAGAUGCCUAACGAGCUCAAGGUUCAUGUCGGAUAUCUGAACGUUGAUUAUACGGAACAGGUCUCAGAAUUGAUCGAAGUUUCUUCAUUUCAUGACAUUUUGGAAACUGUUUGUUAUAGCUUCAAUCUGACAUUUGGCGAAGAUGAUGACGAUGACGAUGACGAUGACGAUGAAGAUGAAGAUGACAGCGCAGAUGAAUGGGGGAGAUAUAAUGUGAGCCUGGAGGAGACGAAAGUUGCUGAUAAUAUAUCGGUAAUAUCAGGCCAAUCAAGUAAGAGGGAAAAAUCAAACAGCGGCCUGGUAGACUUUGACGCGUACCAGGAUGUUGAACAAGUCAGUCCCUCAUCCCCAUUGCCUCAUAGCAAUGGGACGCUUUGUGAGAGUGAGCGAUCUUACUCUAGUGCUUCAAAAAGGAUAACAGAAGAUUGUGCUACUCCUCGCAGUGCCAUACAUUCAGUUUAUCUUCCUACACAAGCACGAAUUGGGAACGAAAGGUUGCUUGACGACUCCUUAGACACCUUCAAAAUACGCCGCUCAGUUAUACGUUCGCUUCACCUGGAGAGCCCAUUUAAUGUGAACGAAUUCACUUCCUCAUCGCCACAUGCCAAUCUUGCUCAAAAUCCUGCAAUACCUGGAUGGUCGCGCUUCGUUGAGGGUAUCAACAAGGCACUUGAUGAAGCCAUAGAUUACAAAAGCUCUACAGAUAAUGAUGUAAGAACUUCUAAGGUCCAGUCUUCAAAUUACGAGUAUUUGUGA